AUGAAGGAGAGGGAGAGAGACAACGGCUCUCAUAACGACGGUUCUCAUAACGACGGUUCUCACAACGACGGCUCUCACAACGACGGCUCUCACAACGACGGUUCUCACAACGACGGCUCUCAUAACGACGGCUCUCAUAACGACGGCUCUCAUAACGACGGUUCUCAUAACGACGGCUCUCACAACGACGGUUCUCACAACGACGGUUCUCACAACGACGGUUCUCAUAACGACGGCUCUCAUAACGACGGUUCUCAUAAUGACGGUUCUCAUAACGACGGCUCUCACAACGACGGUUCUCACAACGACGGCUCUCAUAACGACGGCUCUCAUAACGACGGCUCUCAUAACGACGGUUCUCAUAACGACGGCUCUCACAACGACGGUUCUCACAACGACGGUUCUCACAACGACGGUUCUCAUAACGACGGCUCUCAUAACGACGGUUCUCAUAAUGACGGUUCUCAUAACGACGGCUCUCAUAACGACGGUUCUCAUAACGACGGUUCUCAUAACGACGGCUCUCACAACGACGGUUCUCACAACGACGGUUCUCACAACGACGGCUCUCAUAACGACGGCUCUCAUAACGACGGUUCUCAUAACGACGGUUCUCAUAACGGCGGCUCUCAUAACGACGGCUCUCAUAACGACGGCUCUCAUAACGACGGCUCUCAUAACGACGGCUCUCAUAACGACGGUUCUCAUAACGACGGCUCUCACAACGACGGUUCUCAUAACGACGGUUCUCAUAACGACGGUUCUCAUAACGGCGGUUCUCACAACGACGGCUCUCACAACGACGGCUCUCACAACGACGGCUCUCAUAACGACGGUUCUCAUAACGACGGGUCUCAUAACGACGGGUCUCAUAACGACGGGUCUCAUAACGACUGUUCUCACAACGACGGCUCUCAUAACGACGGUUCUCAUAACGACGGCUCUCACAACGACGGUUCUCAUAACGGCGGUUCUCAUAACGACGGUUCUCAUAACGACGGGUCUCAUAACGACGGGUCUCAUAACGACUGUUCUCACAACGACGGCUCUCAUAACGACGGUUCUCAUAACGACGGCCCUCACAACGACGGUUCUCAUAACGACGGUUCUCACAACGACGGUUCUCACAACGACGGUUCUCACAACGACGGUUCUCAUAACGACGGUUCUCAUAAUGACGGUUCUCAUAACGACGGUUCUCAUGGCUCCAGGACAACAAGAAAACAAGAUAAAGGUGGAACAACAACAACAACAAAGCGUGGUUAUAAAACAGGCAUGACGAGGAGAAGCUGA
Molecule: messenger RNA, 1293 nt
Organism: Salvelinus fontinalis (brook trout)
Lineage: Eukaryota; Metazoa; Chordata; Actinopteri; Salmoniformes; Salmonidae
Exons: 1
Coding region: 1-1293 (430 amino acids)
Source: RefSeq, a predicted model, not a curated record